Molecule: messenger RNA, 735 nt
Organism: Linum trigynum
Lineage: Eukaryota; Viridiplantae; Streptophyta; Magnoliopsida; Malpighiales; Linaceae
Source: the annotation of a GenBank genome assembly
CCCUCACAUAUUUAACCCUUCUUCCCCUUCUUCAUUUCAUAUUUUCAUUCCCCCUCCAUCUCUCUCAACAGCUUCAAAGCUCUUCCCUUUUCUUAGAACCCAUGUCAUCAUCAAUGGCGGCUGCCUCUACUUCUUCUUCGUGUUCAUCGAGAUACAAGCUCAGGUGCCCUGUUUACGUGGUGGCGGCGGCGAUUACUCUGUUUCUGCUGGUGUCUUCUUCCUCUGCCACCAGGCCUGGGGCCGUUAUGAUAAUGAGAGAUGGGGCCGCCGGCGGCCGGAAGGUUUACCUGACUGCGUUUCAGUACGAGGGGCAGGCGGCGGUGUUCAACUUCUUGCCGAAAGGAGUCCCGAUCCCGCCGUCUGGUCCUUCCAAGAGGCACAACUCCAUCCAGAACUGAAGGAUAUUGAAGCAGGGGAUUUGAUUCCCUCUGUUUUCUUUCUUUAUUUGUUUAUUGGUUUCGUUUUGUGUUGAUUGGGAUUGCUGUAAUAGAGGAUUUUGCCUAUAGCUAGCUUGUUUUUAUUCUUGGAUUGGUUUGUAGAUCAAGAACCAUAAUAGUUAAGUAGUCGCUGGUUCUUGAUUGUUCUGGGAUUUUCUGUUCUUUGAUUAUUUGUUUGUUUGUACAGAUUUGAAUGUGUAGUAUAGUAUAGGGAGGAUUAUUAUUUGAUUUUAGUUUGUACACACUUAAUGUAACUAUAUAUACAGAAAUGGUGAAGGAAAAAAGCUUGAUUCACCUG